UGCAGAGAGCAGCGAAGUCAUUAUCGAAAGUGCAUUGAGAACACAUCAGACGCAAAACAAAGCGAAAAAUUUCUUCAUUUAUUUUGUCAUUGGGAAACAUUUCAUCAAAUUUAGACGAAAACUGAACACAGAUUCGAUGUUGAUUGCAGUCUCUUCUGUUUCGAUAAGUCAAAUCCGUUGUGAUUUCCCAUUUAAAAUUCAAUGUCGAUGUUAGUGUCGCUGUGUUUAUUAAAAAUUGAAAUUGAUCUGAACGAUAUGAGUGAUGAGGACAAUGUAAAAUCGGGGGGUGCAGCAAAUGUUCCAGCGAAUUCUCGCGUAAUUCGUGAACAUCGCGGUCAACGCAAACCGAAAUCCAUUCGAAUUGAUAAUUACGCUUGUUCGGAAAUGGAACAAUCGAGUGAAAAUCGUGGAAUUCUACCAUCGGGUUCACGCGAAACAACGCCAAUGAAUUCGGAAUCAGAAAAUCAAAAGAGUGGCAGUCCGGAUCAUAUGGAUGACAAGAAAGCAUUCUUUUCGGGAAAUCCAUUUGUUGAAGUCACUAAGGGUAUCAUUCACAUGUACAAGAAGAACGAACGUAUCGAAAUGCAUAAAGGUUUGUCGAAGACAUUGUGUCUAUUUUCCGUGCCAGCUACGCUUAAUUGUCACGACAUAUUGAAUUUUGUCGCACCGUGCCAUCCAGUCUUGCAACACAUUCGCAUAAUUCGAGACGGAACUCCGAAUCAGUUCAUGGUCUUGUUAGAAUUCCGUUCCGUCGAAUCAGCAAUGGAAUUCUACGAAGCAUACAACGGAACGGCGUAUAACAAUCUCGAACCCGAUUCAUUGUGUCAUGCUGUUUGGGUUUCAAAUGUUGAAUGGGGUGACGAUGGACAGCCUCCACUCGGCCACACCGAAUUGCCAACAUGUCCUGUUUGCCUGGAGCGUAUGGACGAAAGUGUCGACGGAGUGUUGACAAUUCUCUGCAAUCAUGCAUUCCACGCGAACUGUUUGAUCAAGUGGGGUGAUUCGACGUGCCCGGUGUGUCGUUGCGUGCAAACACCCGAAUUGGCCGAAAGUUCUGUUUGCAUGGAAUGUGAAGGAACGGAAGCGUUGUGGAUUUGUUUGAUCUGUGGUCAUGUUGGUUGUGGAAGGUAUCAGGGUGGACAUGCAGCUUCUCACUUUCGUACGACUAAUCACACGUACGCUCUGCAACUCGGUAGUAAUCGAGUCUGGGACUAUGCUGGCGACAAUUUCGUUCAUCGUUUGUUGCAGAGUAAAAGUGACGGAAAGUUGGUUGCCACGGAAGAUCGGUCUGGGAACGGAGACGAGAAGAUCGAUUCCAUGCAAUUGGAGUUCACCUACAUGCUCACUUCGCAGCUGGAAGCUCAGCGACGAUUUUAUGAAGAUCGACUGAUGCGAUUGGAGAAUGUAAUUGAGAAGGAGAACAAAUUGUUUAAGGAGAAAACGGACGAUUUGCUGGAGAAAUUCAAUGCUGUCGAAGUGAAACUUCAUGCGGUCACCAAAGAGAAAGUACAAAUCGAGAAGAAAUACGCUCAUGUCAAUGCCAAAAUAACCACACUCAUCAAAGACUUAGCCGAUGAGCGUCAAAUGAACAAAGCUCUACAGUCAAACCAAGCGUCCUGGCAGGCCAAGUACACCCAACUGGAAACGAACUAUCGCAAAUUCCAAAUCGAAAAAGAGGGCGAAAUUACCGAGCUGAAAGACGACGUUCGAGAUCUGAUGUUGCACAUGGAAGUUCGGAAUACCAUUUCGAAGUCCGAUUUAAAGGACGAAAUUGCCACGUCGUCGAUUGUAGUGCCGAAUGCUCCGUCUCAGGAUGUGAAUCAAAAGCAGCGUCGUAAGAAAAAGUGAUUUUGAUUGAGAGGUUUUGUGGGUUAGAUAGUGGCUUAUUUAUGGCGGUUCUUCAGUGAAUUAAAACAAAUUUUCUUUUGCAAACAUA
Bradysia coprophila is the source of this 1936-nucleotide messenger RNA. RefSeq names its product BRCA1-associated protein. Gene Ontology annotation, molecular function: zinc ion binding; ubiquitin protein ligase activity; nucleic acid binding. NCBI's taxonomy places the organism in Eukaryota, Metazoa, Arthropoda, Insecta, Diptera, Sciaridae. Gene Ontology annotation, biological process: protein ubiquitination; Ras protein signal transduction. The record is from RefSeq and is a predicted model, not a curated record. Gene Ontology annotation, cellular component: cytoplasm.